AAAUAUCUGCGUCCCACCAUCCGAACUCCGCCUUCGGACAUCCUUCCGUGAUCGAUCAUAGCAUUCGGACAACUUCCUCAGCAUCUCUCUCCCUCUCCCUCCCUCUUCGCCUUGCUCCAUCGCAAGCGCUCAUGGAUUCCUGCAGCAAGUCAGCCCGCGAGCCGUCUUCCCCCUUCGACUCCCUCAUCUUCGACUUGGACGACACCCUGUACUCUUCCAAGACCGGGAUCGGCGCGGCCCUCAAGCAGAACAUCGACGAUUUCCUCAUCGAGAGAUGCGGGUUCGCGCCGGACCAGGCGUCGAGCCUCCGGGUCGAGCUCUUCAAGACUUACGGCAGCUCCCUCGCCGGCUUGCGAGCGUUAGGCUACGACGUCGACGCCGAUGAUUACCACAGUGUCGUGCACGGAAGACUGCCGUACCACUUGAUCAAGCCCGACUCGCAGCUGCGCAAUCUCCUGCGCAGCAUCACGCAAAGGAAAAUCAUUUUCACGAACUCGGACAGGACACACGCGAUGAGGGCGCUGAGGAGGCUGGGGCUGGAGGACUGCUUCGACCAGAUCGUGUGCUUCGAGACCAUGAACCCGAACCUCGCCGAGUCCUCCCGACCCGGCGAGUUCCCGGUGGUCCUGAAGCCGUCGCCGGAGGCCAUGAGGAUCGCCCUCCGCGAGACCAGCGUCGAUGCCCGUCGAACGCUGUUUCUUGACGACAAUGUCCGCAACAUUGCUGCGGGCAAAGCUGUGGGACUUCGUACCGUUCUGGUUGGGAAGACUGCGAAGACCAAGGAAGCCGACUACACGCUGGACGCCGUGAACAACCUGCCGAACGUCGUCCCGGGAAUUUGGGUCAACCCCGCCGCCGCCGGCAGCGGCGAUCAGGUCAUCGGCGGCGCCCGGAGCGAGAUCGACUCCAUCCUCACCCCGGUUGGAGCGUGAACCGUCCACACCACGUCACC
Syzygium oleosum is the source of this 952-nucleotide messenger RNA. RefSeq lists its product as uncharacterized. The record is from RefSeq and is a predicted model, not a curated record. The transcript has 8 exons. Bases 132 to 932 code for a protein of 266 amino acids. Lineage: Eukaryota; Viridiplantae; Streptophyta; Magnoliopsida; Myrtales; Myrtaceae.